This is a messenger RNA of Aspergillus melleus, 522 nucleotides long. RefSeq lists its product as uncharacterized. The coding region runs from base 1 to 522 and encodes 173 amino acids. The transcript has a single exon. The record is from RefSeq and is a predicted model, not a curated record. Lineage: Eukaryota; Fungi; Ascomycota; Eurotiomycetes; Eurotiales; Aspergillaceae.
AUGAUGCUCACCGGUUUGGCAUUUCUAAUGGCGGCGUCUCUACACGAGUUCUGGAUGAGGCUGUCGGUGACUCGCCAAAAGACACAGCGGACUCAGCAUUCUAACAGCGACUCUCCGCUUGAUCUGGACCAUCAUCCUGUUGUAGACCAGAUUAAAUCACUAGGGACUACUCAUGAGACGGCGGUGCGACUACAGACCCUCAUACAGACCGACGGGGCUGGGAGCUGGCCUCCACGAGCAGUUCACCACGCGGAAUGGCCCGAGGCACUCCAUCCGUAUCAUGAAGUCUACCGCGCAAUGUCUCUACAACUCGCGAGCAACGUACACCUCACCGACGACCGAAUGAAUCUGUCCCGCUGCAGGGCCUUUCGCAGUCAAAUGACGGCUCUGCUACAAGCACACAUUAACCUGGACGCGGUGGAGAAUGCUCUCUGCGACCGGGCACAGGGCGAUGGAUUCUCGCGGGAAGCGUGUAACGGAUUCUUUGCAUGCGUUGCCUACUGCCGUCAUGCAUUCCGGUGA